GGCGCCGCGAGCCCGUCGGCAAACAUGGCGUCUCCCAGGGGCGGCGGCUGGACGGGCCCGGCGCAGCGCCCGCGGCGGCAACAGCAGCGCCCGCCGCCCCCGCCGCCGCCCUCCGGGGUCGUGGCCCCCGCCGCCCCCGCCGCCAGUGCCGAGGGAGCGGAGGCCGGGGCCGAGGCGGAGUCCCGGGCCGAGGGCCUGUACGUGGCGGUGGAGCGCUGCCCCCUCUGCAACACCACGCGGCGCCGCCUCACCUGCGCCAAGUGCGUCCGCGGGGGGGACUUCGUCUUCUUCGACGGCCGGGACUCGGAGCGGUUUUCUGAAAAGAAGGAGAGAUUGAAGCACCUUAGAAACAAGCAGCACGAAUUCCAGUCCCAGUUGUUAAAAGCUAUGGAGGGGAAAUGGAUAACUGACCAGCUGAGGUGGAAAAUAAUGUCCUGCAAAAUGAGGGUUGAGCAGCUGAAGCAAACGAUCUGCAAGGAAAACGAAGAAAUGGCACGAAACUCCGAGUGGCUUCUCCGAAUUAAGGACGAGAACCAGAAGCUGUACCGCAGGGCCCAGCGGCAUCAGGAGAAGAAGGAGAAGAUCCAGAGGCACAACCGCAAGCUGGGAGAGCUGGUGGAGAAAAGGAACUACGACCUGAGGAGCCAGCACGAGCACCUUGCAGGCCUCCGGCGCUCGCAUGUCCUGGAACUCACCUCCGUCAUCUUCCCUAUCGAGGAGGUGAAGAUUGGCAUGAGGGACCCCGCAGACAUGUCGUCCGAGAGCGACAACGCCAUGACUUCUAGCACUGUGAGCAAGCUUGCGGAAGCCAGGAGGACCACCUACCUGUCCGGGCGAUGGGUGUGUGACGACCAUAACGGAGACACCAGCAUAGGCAUCGCGGGGCCUUGGAUCACCCUUCCCAACAACGGAGAUUAUUCUGCUUACUACAACUGGGUGGAAGAGAAGAAAACCACUCAAGGGCCAGACAUGGAACAUAACAACCCUGCUUACACCAUCAGUGCUGCCCUGUGCUAUACAACUCAGCUUGUCAACAUUUUGUCGCAUAUACUUGACGUUAACCUUCCCAAGAAGCUGUACAACAGUGAGUUCUGCGGGGAAAACCUCAGCAGGAGGAAGUUCACGUGGGCAGUGAAAAAGCUGAACGCCAAUAUCCUUUACCUUUGCUUUUCUCAGCACGUAAACUUAGACCUCCUGCAUCCUCUGCAUACACUCAGGAACCUGAUGUACCUGGUCAGCCCCGAGACAGAACAUUUGGGAAGGUCUGGGCCGUUCGAGAUCAGCGCCGACCUGGAGGACUCGAUGGAGUUCGUGGACCCCAGUGGCGCCGGCGAAACGGACGAGAGCGGCGACGAACGUGUCAGCGACGAAGAGACGGACCUGGGGACGGACUGGGAGAACCUGCCCAGCCCCCGGUUCUGCGACAUCCCCUCGCAGACGGUGGAGAUGCUUCAGAGCCAGAGCACGCUGGCCUCGCGAGAGCCCAUCGCCAGCAGCAGCGCAGGGGGCAUGAUCUCCUCGGCCGCGGCCUCCGUUACCUCCUGGUUCAAAGCGUACACUGGACAUCGCUAGGGUGACACUCGGACCUCUGUGGGGCGGGGGGGAAUUCCUGUCCCACAUCCCGCCCACCAUCACUGUAGUAAACCUUCCCAAUUCUGCUAAGUAGUGCCUGGAACAUCAAGGGUCAGACAUCUGAUUGCGUAACACGCACUCCCCUCUGGAAGAUGCUUUCAAUUUGCCCAAGCUUGACUGCGCAGCAGUCACCUUGCAUCUCGUUUUCUCUCGACACACAUUUUGGAGACCUGAAAAUGGAACUCUGUGCCUCUUCCGAGUCCCACGUGUUCUGCUGAGGGUGAAAGGAGGAGGAUCCUGUCUGUUAACUUCAGUUUCUUUUUUAGUUUAGUCCCUUAAACAAAAAAACAAAAACAAGGAAAUAGAUCUGGGGUUAUGUGGCCUGGCAAAUCAUCUUGAAGCAUGAAGACUGAAAGAGAAAACUAUCGU
Messenger RNA from Podarcis raffonei (Aeolian wall lizard), 2001 nucleotides. It is a transcript of the gene ATG14, whose product is annotated as autophagy related 14. Gene Ontology annotation, cellular component: extrinsic component of omegasome membrane; autophagosome; extrinsic component of phagophore assembly site membrane. Lineage: Eukaryota; Metazoa; Chordata; Lepidosauria; Squamata; Lacertidae. The transcript has 10 exons. The record is from RefSeq and is a predicted model, not a curated record. Gene Ontology annotation, biological process: cellular response to starvation; autophagosome assembly; mitophagy. Bases 25 to 1572 code for a protein of 515 amino acids.